Molecule: messenger RNA, 1231 nt
Organism: Erpetoichthys calabaricus (reedfish)
Lineage: Eukaryota; Metazoa; Chordata; Cladistia; Polypteriformes; Polypteridae
Product: T-cell surface glycoprotein YE1/48-like
Exons: 7
Coding region: 5-1057 (350 amino acids)
Source: RefSeq, a predicted model, not a curated record
CAGAAUGUAUGUGUGCUCAGAAGCUGAAGUCAUGACAGAAGAGCCCACUUAUGGAAAUGUUCAGUUUUGGGAGCUGGAGGGCCACUCUUCAUUGGAGCAACAAGGCGAAAAGAACUUGAGACAAAAACCAGAACUCAUAGGGUAUGUGGAUUCAGGAGCUUAUGCCUUUGAAGAAGACCAUACGUAUGGAAAUGUCCAAUAUUGGGACCAGGAGGUCCACUCAUCACUGGAGCAACAAGACAAAAAGAAGAAGAAGAGGAAGAAGAAGAAAAGAGAAACAUCAGAGCUCAAAGGGUCUGUGGAUUCAGAAGCUAAAACCAAUAAAGAUGGACACACACAUGAGGUUCUUCAAAUAAAGGACCUGGAGGUCCACUCAUCACCAGGGCAACAAGACAAGAACAUGACGGCAACAGUCCCUGACACUGAGGCCAUAGGACACAAAACUUGUUCAUUAUGUUGCAGGAUCAUUACACUCAUCAUACUCAUAACUCUUGGCCUAGCAAUCACUGUGGUCUGUCUGCUUGUAAUGGACAAAAAAAGUGAUGGCAUGGAAUAUUCUACUAAUUCAUGGAACACAACAGCUCCAGGUAACACGGCUUUUUCCAACUCUGUGUCUGAACUCACCGAGCCUGAAAAUAGGGGUCAGGUUACAUCAUAUAACCAAAAAGAAUCAGUAAAUAAGAUCACUUUCUCAGCUUUGGGUGUCAACUCUUACUAUUUCUCGAGUGACAAGAAAGCUUGGAAGAGCGCCAGACUCUUCUGUGAAGAGAAUCGGGCGAGCCUCGCUGUAUUUAAGGAUAAAGAAGAUCUGGACAAAGUUACACAGAACUUCAGUCAGGCAAUGGGUGGAGGAAGCUACUGGAUUGGACUGAACAAAGAUGACACUGGGCCACACUGGCACUGGGUGGGUGGGAUCCCAUUGGACUCACACAGUUUCAAUUUGGACAUCAGUGAGCCAUCCCGAAGCUGUGCGAUGAUGACAAUUGUCGGCCUCAAAGCUUCCCAGUGUGCCACAAUAAACAAAUGGAUUUGUCAAAAGAGCACAGCUGUGAAAUGACAAAGGACAAGGACUGUUCUGGUGAGGAGUACCAUCUACUGCUUGAUUGCCCCUGUCAGAAGUCUCAUUUACACUUUGAAAAGUCAUUGGAUGUGACCAACUCAGAGAAGACGGAUUUACACUUUGGCUCACCAAACCUGAAAGCCCAGAAAUUAGCUGACAAGCCUGAUGAUU